AUGAAGCGGGGCUUUCUUAACGCCAAGACAACAAAAGAGCGCCUUGCAUCGAAAAAUGACCUCGGCACUCAUCCUAGUCAGCUUCCGUAUGCAAUGCUUAAUGAGCCAGUCACCGUCCCUCAAGGCUACGAAACAAAGCCAAGCUUCGUGGAGUAUGCGUAUACCGCUCUUCCCCAGGUCGACGACGAGCCCCAUACGGAAUGUUUGUUUCUGCUUGAGAGUCAAGAAAUACUUUUGAAGACACCUGGCUUUCCUAAGCCACUUCCACCAGCUCCUGCCCGUCCGUCUUUUCGUGUUGCACCUUCUCCUGGGAAAGGCUUGGGUCUAUUCAGCACCUGCGACAUCAAGCAAGGCGAAGUCAUCCUUUAUGAGCGCCCACUCCUAAUCGUACCGAUGGCCAUUCCGUCGAGCGCUCCCAAGCAUUUUUCUCAGACGCAGCUGAUCCAGCACUCGCUCAAUGAGCUCGAACGCUACUACAAAGUAGCCGUGGACCGUAUGACAGAACAACGACGAGCUGCCUUCAUGAGUCUCCACGAUUGUCACACGAAGGAUGGGUCGGGUCCGAUUGUUGGCAGGAUAAGGACGAAUGGAAUCUGUCUUUCUGGUCUACAGCCGGCUGGAUUGAAAGCCAACACGGACGAUGCGGCCAGGAUGGGGAGGUAUACCGUUAUCUCCGAGUAUAUAUCACGUCUCAACCACAGUUGCUCCUCAAAUACCGCUCCUUUGUUCGAUAAAGCGAUGCUGGCUUAUCGUCUUUACGCUGUUCGCGAUAUUGCCAAAGGAGAGGAGCUCACUUUCCAAUACGUCGACGUCUUAAGUAGCAAGAGCGAGCGAAACAAGGCGCUCAAACCCUACGAUGUCGUCUGCACAUGUCCCUCUUGCACCGAGCCGACCGCGCGAAGCGACAAACGCCGCUCUGCCAUUGGCGGUUUCAUGCCAACCAUCCCAGCCUGGGCCGCCAAUCGCCAACUGUCCGAUGACUGGCUGAUCAAAAGGUCGACCGCGCUGCUUAGUCUCAUUGAAGAAGAGCGCUUGGAGCAUCUCGAACUGAACUGCAUUGCGACUCAUGCGAUUAUGGAGUGCUACAUCUGUCUGGGAGACAGCGAGAAUGCGAGCAAAUGGGCUGCACGUGUCAUUCGCCAGCCGUGGUCGGGGGUCUACAAAGAUCAUCCUGAGGUUCACGAGUUGUUGGACCCAAAAAGCCCUGCCUACGCGAAACACGGGUUGUGGCGAAUGCGUGUCGACGAGAAUCCAACGGGCGACAUGGGUGCGAUCUUCAAAAUGAUGGGGGACGUUUGUGGUCCAGACGGAAUGAAGACACUGAGCGGUGGCCAGGGUUUGUUCAUGUUCCAACCUGGCCAGAAUACAUCCCCGGAGGGUCUGAGGAAGAUUGCUGAGAUUCUCCAGCGUUCGAGCAACCUGAAGGGUUGA
This is a messenger RNA of Mycena indigotica, 1431 nucleotides long. RefSeq names its product Aldehyde dehydrogenase. The record is from RefSeq and is a predicted model, not a curated record. Lineage: Eukaryota; Fungi; Basidiomycota; Agaricomycetes; Agaricales; Mycenaceae. The transcript has 5 exons. Gene Ontology annotation, molecular function: protein binding. Bases 1 to 1431 code for a protein of 476 amino acids.